CGGUCGCGGGGAGAGCGCUGCCCUGGCGGCUUCUUCCCUCAGCCAGCAUGGGAGCGGAGCCGCGGACGCUGCCGCCCUCCCCCAACUGGUACUGCACCCGCAGCAGCGAUGCCGUGCCCGGCGGCCUCUUCGGCUUCGCCGCGCGUACGUCCGUCUUCCUGGUCCGCGUGGGCCCGGGCGCGGGCGCGAUCACCGGGACGCCCGCGUUUCGAGUCAUAGGAGAGUUGGUGGGACACACCGAGAGGGUCUCUGGCUUCACCUUUUCGCAUCACCCUGGUCAGUACAAUCUCUGUGCCACCAGCUCCGACGACGGGACUGUGAAAAUAUGGGAUGUGGAGACAAAAACAGUCGUCAAGGAACAUGCCCUGCAUCAGCAUACAAUAUCGGCAUUACAUUGGUCUCCUCGAGUAAAGGACUUAAUAGUAUCUGGAGAUGAAAAAGGAGUCUUGUUCUGCUAUUGGAUUAACAGAAAUGACACCCAGCGCCUCUUCGUAGAGCCCAGGACAAUUUUCUGUCUUACUUGUUCACCUCAUCAUGAAGACCUAGUAGCCAUUGGCUACAAGGAUGGCCUAGUGGUUAUCAUUGACAUCAGUAAGAAAGGAGAAAUUAUUCACAGACUCCGAGGGCACGACGAUGAAAUCCACUCCAUAGCCUGGUGUCCCCUACUUGGUGAAGAGUGUUUGUCCAUAAACCAAGAAGAAAACUCAGAAGAACCUGAAAUUCCCAAUGGGAAAGUUGCAGUACAGACCACAGAAGCAAAGGGCUGCUACUUAGCCACUGGAAGCAAAGAUCAGACCAUUCGAAUCUGGAGCUGCUCCAAAAGCCGAGGAGUGAUGACUUUGAAAAUCCCUUUUCUGAAGAGACGAGGAGGGGGUGUGGACCCCACAGUUAAAGAGCGCCUUUGGUUGACACUGCAUUGGCCCAAGAAUCAGCCAACACAGCUGGUGUCCAGCUGCUUUGGGGGUGAGCUGCUGCUGUGGGAUCUCACCCAGUGCUGGAGACGGAAAUACACCCUCUUCGGCGCUUCAGAAGGGCAGAAUCACUCCAGAAUUGUCUUUAAUUUAUGUCCUUUGCAAACUGAGGAUGACAAGCAGCUGCUCCUGUCCACAUCCAUGGAUAGAGACGUGAAAUGCUGGGACAUGAGCACGCUGGAGUGCUGCUGGACCCUGCCUUCACUUGGUGGCUUUGCAUACAGCCUGGCCUUCUCCCCUGAGGACACAGGCUACCUGGCCAUCGGUGUUGGUGAUGGCAUGAUCCGGGUAUGGAACACAUCAUCCAGAAAGAACAGCUAUGACGUGAAAAACUUUUGGCAGGGAGUCAAGUCCAAGGUUACAGCGCUCUGUUGGCACCCAAAAAAAGAACAUUGUUUGGCCUUUGGAACUGAUGACGGAAAAGUGGGAUUGUACGACACCUUCUCCAACAAACCACCACAGAUUUCGAGCACAUACCAUAAGAGGACUGUGUACACACUCGCUUGGGGGCCCCCAGUACCCCCCAUGUCACUUGAAGGAGAAGGAGACAGGCCUUCCUUCACUUUGUACAGCUGUGGCGGGGAAGGGGUUGUCUUCCAGCAUAAUCCCUGGAAGUUCAGCGGGGAGGCCUUUGACAUCAACAAGCUCAUCCGGGACACCAAUGCAGUCAAGUACAAACUGCCUGUGCACACGGAGAUCAGCUGGAAAGCAGAUGGCAAAUUCAUGGCUCUUGGCAAUGAAGAUGGAUCAAUAGAGGUAUUUCAGGCCCCCAGCCUGAAGCUGGUGUGCACCAUCCAGCAGCACCACAAGCUCCUCAACACCAUGAGCUGGCACCACGAGCACGGUGGCCAGCCCGAGCUCAGCUACCUGCUGGCCUCUGGCUCCAACAACGCCGUCAUCUACGUGCACAACCUGAAAGACGUGCUAGAGAGCGAUCCUGAGUCUCCAGUGACCAUUACUGAGCCCUUCCGCACGCUCUCAGGACACACAGCCAAGAUCACCUGCCUGGCGUGGAGCCCCCAUCAUGAUGGGAUCCUGGUGUCUGCCUCCUACGAUGGGACGGCCCAGGUGUGGGACACCCUCCGUGAGCAGCCUCUGCACAAUUUCCGUGGACACCGAGGCCGGCUGCUCUGUGUGGUGUGGUCCCCGUUGGACCCGGAGUGCAUCUACUCAGGGGCAGAUGACUUCUGCGUGUACAGAUGGCUGCCCUCCGCACAAGAUCACUCGCGGCCUCCCCAAGGCAAAAAAAGUAUUGAAUUAGAGAAAAAACGGUUCUCUCAACCUAAACCAAAGCCUAAAAAGAAGAAAAAGCCCACCUCACAAAUGCCUGUAAAGCAAGAGCCACUUGAGGGACAUGAAGAAGAGAACACAAAGGAGAACGAGGUGCCUGUGGAGAAUGGGGUGUCCGACCCGGAGGGCGAGGAAGAGGAGGAGCCAGAGGCGCAGCCACCGCUGCCGGAGGUGCUCUGGGAGCACGGCCCUGGGGCUCCUAGAGAACCAGUUUCCUGCAUUCCAACUUCAUCAAGCUGUGAGAAGUCAAAAGCUCCUCUUAAUAGUAAAGUCACUUUACUAAAAAAGGAGCCACCCAAAGAGAAGCCAGAAGCCUUGAUGAAGAAGAGAAAAGCCCGCUCCAUGCUUCCUCUGAGCACCAGCCUGGACCACAGGUCCAAAGAGGAGCUUCACCAUGACUGUCUGGUGCUGGCCACUGCCAAACACCGCCCAGAGGUCAACGCAGAUGCAUCUGUUGAUCUUGAAGAAAGAUUUCACCUGGGGCUUUUCACGGACAGGGACGCCCUAUACAAAAUGAUCGAGACUGAAGGAAAAGGUCAUCUGGACAAUGGUCAUCCGGAGUUAUUUCACCAGCUCAUGCUUUGGAAAGGAGAUCUACAAGGUGUGCUGCAGACCGCAGCAGAACGCGGGGAGCUCACGGACAGCCUUGUGGCCAUGGCGCCAGUGGCGGGCUACCACGUGUGGCUGGGGGCCGUGGAGGCCUUUGCCAAACAGCUGUGCUUCCAGGAUCAGCAUGUCAAGGCUGCCUCUCAUCUGCUGUCCAUCCAUAAAGUGUACGAAGCCGUGGAGCUGCUGAGGGCCAACCAUUUCUACAGAGAAGCUAUUGCAGUAGCCAAGGCCCGACUGCGCCCCGAGGACCCUGUACUGAAGGACCUGUACCUCAGCUGGGGAGCUGUCCUGGAAAGAGACGGCCACUACGCUGUGGCAGCCAAAUGCUAUUUAGGGGCCACUUCUCCUUUUGAUGCAGCCAAAGUUUUGGCAAAAAAGGGGGACACAGCGUCAUUGAGGACAGCCGCAGAGCUGGCUGUGAUCUCGGGCGAGAACGAGUUGGCCGCCCUUCUGGCUCUCAGGUGUGCCCAGGAGCUGCUGCCCACCAAGAACUGGGUGGGCGCCCAGGAGGCCUUGCAGCUGCACAAGAGUCUCCAGGGCCAGAGGUUGGUGUUUUGCCUCCUUGAGCUCCUGUGCCGGCAUCUGGAGGAGAAGCAGCUUCCAGAAGCCGCAGGCGGCUCCUACCACACAUGGGCCACGGACACCGAGGGGCCCUUCGUGCAGCGAGUGACCUCAGUGUGGAAGAGCGCCUUCGGCCUGGACAGCCCAGGGCAGUGUCGGGCAGCCUUGCAGAGACUGCAGGACAUUAAGUACCCGUCUGCUACAAACAACACGCCCUCCAAACAGCUCCUGCUUCACAUCUGUCAUGACCUGACCUUGGCAGUGCUGAACCAAGAGGCAGCCUCCUGGGAUGAGGCUGUGCAGGCGCUGCUUCGGGCGGUGAUGCGGAGCUACGAUUCAGGGAACUUCACCAUCAUGCAAGGAGUGUGCUCGGCCUUCCUCCCCGACGGCUGUGGCCACCUACGAGACAAACUGGGUGACCAUCAGUCCUCGGCGGCAGCAGCUCUCAGAAGUGUGGAGGCCUUUUGCAUGUAUGGGCGUCUGUAUGAGGUCUGGUGGUCGCUCUCCGGACCUGGCUCCGAGCCAAGCAUCUGGGUCAGGGCUGAACACCAGAAGACACUGGCGGCUGGGCAGAGCCAGCAGGUGGACAGGGACAAGGCCAGUGCUGAGGAGAUGCGCUGUGGCGCCACAGAGCCCAGCGAGAGACUCUCAGAGGAGAGCAUGCGGGUGCUAAGCACCUGCCAGGGGCUCUUCUCAGAGCCGCACGCCAGCCUCCAGAAUGCACAGAGGACUGCAGCUCGAGUCCAGGAGACGCUGGCGGAAAUGAUCCACCAGCACCAGAAGAGCCUGCUGUGUACGUCAACGGCCAGUGGGCCCAGCAAGAGCGAACCCGAGCAGGAGACCGGUCCUGAGAGCCAGUGUAACAGCAAAGGAGAAAAUGAGCCAGUUUCUCUGCCAGAAUUAACCAGAAGGCUUACGGAGGCGAAUCAAAGAAUUGCUAAGUUCCCUGAAAGAAUCAAGACCUGGCCCUUCCCGGAUGUGCUGGAAUGCUGCCUCGUCCUGCUUCACAUCAGGUCCCAGUGUCCUGGCUCUGUGCCCCAGGACCUGCAGCAACAGGCCCAAGAACUCCUUCAGAAAUAUGGCGACACUAAAUUGUACGGAAGACACUGCCAGACCUUCUGCACGUAAACCCUCAGGGCCUUACAGAAGCCAUCUCCCGACUGUCUCGGCAGCUACACCUCUCUGGCAUACACGCUGGCACAGAUGCGUCUGCAGUCAUGCAGACCAGCACAAGAGGGAUGAGCGUGAAUUGGCUUUGUCCGUAGACAGCGCGUGGCCUGACUCUGGCCUCAGCUGCAGUUUGCUACAGACUAAAGGAAAGAUCAUGGAAAACCAGCAGCUGUUAACAGGCAGCACCAGCAGAGUGACCGUGGCUGUCGCAAAGCCUUACGCAGGUUUCCCCCAAAGAGGAGAAACUUCCGUAAUCCCCUGUGGUGUUCUUGAACACAAACUACCUUCGUAGCUUGUUCUGGUUGGAGAGAGGACUGCCACACCCUGUGACUGGUGGUAUAUAGUUAAUUUUGUUUCAUGUGUAUUAACCCAAGCUCUUCCACCUCUAUUCCUCCGAAAGUUCUAAAUGUGAAACAGGCCUUACCCAUCAUGUUGAUUCUGCCUUGUCUCGCCUUUGGGUUAGAACUUUGUUUUUUACGGUUUCAUAGAAUUGCUUAUUUGGAUAAAUCACUAAAGCUUUUCAGGAAUGAAAGACUAA
Octodon degus (degu) is the source of this 5139-nucleotide messenger RNA. RefSeq names its product gem nuclear organelle associated protein 5 (gene Gemin5). The transcript has 28 exons. The coding region runs from base 48 to 4559 and encodes 1503 amino acids. Gene Ontology annotation, molecular function: protein binding. The record is from RefSeq and is a predicted model, not a curated record. NCBI's taxonomy places the organism in Eukaryota, Metazoa, Chordata, Mammalia, Rodentia, Octodontidae.